Messenger RNA from Babesia ovata, 762 nucleotides. RefSeq lists its product as uncharacterized. NCBI's taxonomy places the organism in Eukaryota, Apicomplexa, Aconoidasida, Piroplasmida, Babesiidae. The coding region runs from base 1 to 762 and encodes 253 amino acids. The transcript has a single exon. The record is from RefSeq and is a predicted model, not a curated record.
AUGGUGUACAAUUCGUUGACUGAAAUUCCCCGCAACCUCAAGGAGGGCAUUGACUGGUUGGUGGCCCUGAGGGGAACUGGAGAUGAAGACAACCUGAAGGCUAUGGGCGCCGCUCUUUACCGCUUUAUGUUGUCCAAGCCUCUUGGUAAGAUGGAGCUGCCAGCUCUCGAGAAGGUAAAGCGCUUUUCGAAGUACUUCUUGAGGAAACCGGAGCUUGAGGGCCACCCAUUCGUAAAGGGGAUGCUGAAACGAUACAACGCACCAAUGGACAAAAACCCGAAAAAGAUCGGCAAUGUAAUAAAAGGUGUCGAGGAAAGUGAUUACAAGAACGUCGUAAAGGCCCGGGGUACCAAGCCUGAAGCAAUCGCAAAGAACUUAGGUGAAGUAGUGGAUGCAUAUGAAAAGUUCUUGGAUGAUAUAAAAACCCCUGACCAGUACGAGUCUGCUUACAGUUCGGAGGCGACGUGGGAGGCAUCAUGCUCGAAGGACCCAGAAGCUUGCGUAGUGAUUUUGGUGGGGAUUGCGCCAAUGUUGUACGCGAGCAUAAGGCCUUUGAAGGACGUGGCCACAACUGCUUAUGCUGACGGACCGAAUUCUGAGGAGGAAGACCGUAUGCAUGGAAUGUUGGACGCCAUGGGUUAUGGAGAGUCGGAUCGCCCCGCUAAAAUCAGUGGUGCAAUUGUCCGCAAGGCACUGGGAGGUCUGGACAAACGAGUACUGGACAUCAUAUACGAUUUCGCUGGGUUCUGGGCUUUCUAUUGA